AUGGCGAUGUACACAAACAGAAUUGUGCGCUGCUCGAAAUCGAAUCCAUUUUUCUCGGUGUUAUCGCGUAAUUUCGGUAAUAGUUCCAGUGCCCGCAAAUGGUACCAACAUCCGACCGUUCGGUACAUAUGUUUGGUGAGUGGUGGUUUGCUUGCGUUCACCGCCGCGACCUAUCGAAACCGUCCCAGGGUCUAUGCGCUCCAGCUGCGAAAGGAUGAAAUUGCGGACAAGGCCAUUAAGCUUACGGCUCGCGAACGACGCUUCAUCAAGUUUGCCUCGGUCGAGUUCGAUGGACAGAUUUACAUGACACCGCAAGACUUUCUGGAGUCGGUCGUCGAACAGGAACCACGACCGCGGCUCAAAAGGAAGUCAUUAACGCAUGGCGAGAUUCAGCAGCUGAAAGAUUACACGCCACCGUUGAAGCACGGUUCGUCGCAGCUUUUCCGCAGCCUUCGCGACAAAGGCAUAAUUUCGUACACCGAGUAUCUGUUUCUGCUUUCCGUGCUUACAAAACCUCACUCCGGUUUCCGCAUUGCCUUCAACAUGUUCGACACGGACGGGAAUCAGCGGGUCGACAAGGAUGAGUUUCUUGUGAUUCGUCAGCUGCUCGGAGGAUCGCUGAAGGAUCGUGAUCUCGAUGAGGCCACGCGUCAAGCUCUGCUGCAUCUCGUGUCGACCAGUGCGCAAGCGAGAUUUUUACUGAAAAACGAUAACGAACGAAAGUCGCAAACUACUGUCGCUGAACAGCGCAAACCGGGUCAAACGUACGCUGCUGGCGGCGCCAGGGAUGAUGGUGAUGAGGGGGAAACAAAAACGCUACCGGUCAAGAAGGGUAUCACGGCACGAUUAAUGGAGAAAAUUUUCAGCUUCGCCUGGAAGGGAAAGCGUGGUAUUGAAAGCAAGGAAGGCGAAGAACCAGGAGAACAUGAUGACUACGUAGACGACGAGCAGGGUCUACAACGGAAGCAUAAGGUCGACACAACGCUACAGAUACACUUCUUCGGCAAGAAGGGCGAUAAAGAUCUGCAGUACGAUGGGUUCUAUAACUUCAUGAAGAACCUCCAGACCGAGGUACUCGAGUUGGAAUUUUGCGAAUUUUCCAAGGGCCACGAGCGCAUCUCGGAGGUGGAUUUUGCGAAAAUCCUGCUCCGCUACACGUAUCUGGAUACCGACGAGUACGACAACUACCUGGACCGUCUGCUGGACCGAGAGGCUAAAGAAAAGGGCGUAUCGUUCGAUGAGUUCCGACAAUUUUGUCAGUUUCUUAACAAUCUCGAUGAUUUCUCGAUCGCGAUGCGCAUGUACACGCUUGCCGAUCAACCGAUUUCAAAAGAUGAAUUUUCGCGUGCAGUUAAAAUAUGCACCGGCUCCGAACUGAACUCGCACCUGAUCGACACCGUGUUUGCGAUCUUCGACGAGGACGGUGAUGGGCUGCUCUCGUACAAGGAAUUUAUCGCCAUCAUGAAGGAUCGCGUUCAUCGCGGAUUCAAAUCCAACGUCAAAUCGGAAGGAUGGGAAGCAUUCAAACAUUGCCUAAAGCAGGAAAUGAAACAAAACGUCUAAAAGAUCAUGUUGCACAACAACCGACAAACCAACACUAACCGCCUGCGAAACGCGAAGUUUAUGCCGAAUGCUCUUUCGGUAGACAGCCCUAGUUGAAUUCUUUGUAUGAACCUGUUAAGCAUUUUAAAGUUAUUUAUUUAGUUAGGUCGCCAAUCACCUCCAAAACCUAAUCUAUAAUGUAUUUCUUACACUUUAAACUUCCACUCUACGCUUUCGAACAAAGCCGCCCUUUGUAGUGCCAUAAUGGGCUAAAGGAACAAAACACUACUGUCCGAUCUCUUCCCGAUUUGUUGUGUCUGUUUUAUAGAGGAAUAUUUAUUAUCAAAACGAACACAUUGUUUAGGAAAGCCGUGUGCACUUGUUACUUAGUAAAUGUUGCGCAAAAUUUGUUUACCGCUGUUUUGAGAUACCCGUUUUGUCUGUUAAGUGCUUCAAUGUAAGUCUUUUGAGUGAGGCAUUUUGUUGAGGUUAUUUCUCUAGUUCAGUACAUAUCGAUGCUUCAAAAGCAGUCACUCGAAAUCGAUAGCAAAAUGCUGACGUUGACUCUUAAGUAAUGUUCAAAACAUGCAUUAUAAAGUUAAAAUUAUUCUUAUUAUUAAACAAAUGUUUGCGUACGUACUUUCUUUCUGCUCUCACGUACAUACUUUCUUGCCCUGUGUACACUUGCUGCACUUGCCCGGAUAAGUUUUAAUACAUUAAAUUAAAACCAAUGUUAAAAACGCGUAGGAUAAAACCAAACGCCAAAUCGUAUAUAGUUUCAAUGAAAAACAACACAAUUUUAACUAGCAUACAACGUACGGAAAGUAUUAUCGAAACCAACCUACACAUUAUGCAUCGGACACAAUCGUCUAAAGCAAAUUGUUAACAAUUUCUUACGAAUCCUUCAACACUUAAAACCCCCCUUACGAUGGUUGAAUGAUAAGCACUGUGUUCUGGCAGUUGUGUUGUAUUUGAGCGAAAAAUAAAUCCAA
Anopheles moucheti is the source of this 2534-nucleotide messenger RNA. RefSeq names its product calcium uptake protein 2, mitochondrial (gene MICU3). The transcript is spliced from 12 exons. The record is from RefSeq and is a predicted model, not a curated record. Gene Ontology annotation, cellular component: uniplex complex. Gene Ontology annotation, molecular function: calcium ion binding. Gene Ontology annotation, biological process: mitochondrial calcium ion homeostasis; calcium import into the mitochondrion. Lineage: Eukaryota; Metazoa; Arthropoda; Insecta; Diptera; Culicidae. Bases 1 to 1563 code for a protein of 520 amino acids.